UGAUGUACAUAAACUCUCUUGGAUGAUUCUAUAUAUAUUUACGUUUCAUACAAAAAAUAAAAUAACAUGUUCUUUUCUUACUCCUUUUCUUACUCCUUUUCUACUACCCAUCUAUCAGGUUUGUAAGUUAGGGUCCCUGGGAAGGUCACUAGACAUCACCAAGUUUAGCAGUUACCAAGAGCUGCGCAGUGAACUUGCUCAGAUGUUUGGCCUUGAAGGAUUACUGGAGGAACCUAUAAGAUCAGGCUGGCAGUUUGUAUUUGUUGAUCAGGAGAACGAUGUUCUUCUGCUCGGAGAUGACCCUUGGCCGUGAGUUCUCAUACUAUCCAGCGAGUUUGUGAACAGCGUAUGUAGUGAAUAUUCUAUAUCUAUCCUUCAUUUGUGAGCUGUGUCUCCUGUGAGAAGAGAAGCUGGCCAGAUAGCAGUAGUCUUUUGCAACUUUCAAUCGUCUUUCAGUUGCUUGUCUCCUCCGCAAGCUCGAAGAAUCACAGACGUGGGUAGGUUUGUUCGGUGUUCUUCGCAAACGGAGGCUUGAGAACUUGGACGGACGGGUUAGAAAACCCAUGUAUAAUAGUAAUGUAUAAAAACUUUGGGCCCCUAAUAGAAUGACCCCAUCCUCCCCAAGAUUAUCUCUGCUAAUCAAACAACUUUUUAAAAAGGUUGGCGGUUCGUUGAAUACUGAGGAGGCCUUACACCCGCGAAUGACCAUAAGGGAAGCAUUUUCUCAUCACACUUUCUUUCAUGAUAUUAGGAGUAUCAUUCCGGACUACAUUGUUAAUACGGUCUUGAGCACGGCUCACCACUUCUCUAGGCACUCUGAUACCGUUGUUUGGACGCCGAAUCUCGAUGGAUCCUACUCUUUUAAGAGUGUCUAUGAGGAAACCAAACCUAAAAGAUCUACUGAUAUCCUCACUAGUAAAAUCCGUGUGUGUUUGCUUGUGAAUCGAUAUAUAUGAAUAUAUAUAUAUAAGGGGUCGAAUAUAUAUAAGGGGUCG
Messenger RNA from Cuscuta europaea, 995 nucleotides. Lineage: Eukaryota; Viridiplantae; Streptophyta; Magnoliopsida; Solanales; Convolvulaceae. The record is from the annotation of a GenBank genome assembly.